UCCACACUGGAUAACGAAGGGAUAAGCUGGGCAACGGCCACUCCCAUCCCCGCACUUCACCGGCCUCCGCCUCCUCCCUCCCCUCCAUCGCCGUCGCCGGGGCGCUCUACAGCUCAAAAUGGCGGCCACCGCCACCGCCACCGCCAUGGCCAUAGCAACUAUCUCCCCCUCGGCUCCGAUCCCUUCCGCGCCCUUCCCAUCCCUCCCCCUCCGCCUCCGUUCUCAACCCCUCCUCGCUGCCUCCCGCCGCCUCCUCCUCCCUGUCCCCAAGGCCUCCUCCUGGGACGAAUCCGUCGCCGAGGAGGGAGGAGACACGGAGGAAUCCGCCGCCGCUGGGGAUGAGGAGGACGAGGACGAGAAGCCGCGGCCGGAGCCGGUGUCGUCCUCCGAGUUCCAGUUCGCGGCGCCCCCCGAGGGCUACGUGGAGCCCGCGGCGUUCGACGAGCUGCCUCCGGAGUCCCCAGAAGACGUGGCGGCGGCGUACGAGUCGCUCUACGGGCCGGCCUUCAGCGGCGAGUCGCUGCUGGGGAACAACGUCUACGAGGUCAAGGUGGUCGACCCCAUCGACAUGGACCGGGAGCAGCGCCCCAACGACGAUUUCACCGAGCGCGUCGUCCAGGUCAACCGCGUCACCAAGGUCGUCAAGGGAGGCAGGCAGCUCUCCUACCGCGCAAUUGUCGUCGUUGGCGACAUGAAGGGCCACGUUGGUGUCGGCGUGGGAAAGGCCAAGGAGGUCACGGAGGCCAUCACCAAGGCCGCCAUGAACGGCCGACGCAACCUUGUCACAGUGCCGCUCACUAAGUACUCCACAUUCCCGCACAGAGCUGAUGCGGACUAUGGAGCAGCCAGGGUGAUGCUGAGGCCUGCUUGCCCUGGAUCUGGUGUUAUUGCCGGUGGAGCUGUGCGGGUUGUGUUGGAGAUGGCUGGUGUGGAAAAUGCUCUGGGUAAGCAACUGCGCAGCAAGAACCCCUUGAACAACGCACGAGCCACCAUCAAGGCGACGCAGAUGAUGAAGCAGUUCAAGGAUGUCGCCGAGGAGCGUGGUGUUCCAAUGGAGGAGCUAUGGAAAUGAUAAAAACAAAUCGAAACCGACCCCCCUGCCCCCACCCCCUCCCUUUUGUAGCAUUCUUUCUCCUUGCGCUGUAUUUUUCUCAAGUUCUUUUUUCUGCUGUGUCUAUCUAUGGGAUGGGAUAACCCCGCCUCACGAUUUCUUUUUGCAUAUCUCUUCUGAGAUCGCCAGUAGUGCCAACAUUUACACGCAAGUUUACGGUGAAAAUUGAAUCAGUGAAAUCUGACCUUGUAUUA
This is a messenger RNA of Sorghum bicolor (sorghum), 1305 nucleotides long. RefSeq names its product 30S ribosomal protein S5. Gene Ontology annotation, cellular component: ribosome; mitochondrial small ribosomal subunit. Gene Ontology annotation, biological process: translation. The transcript has 2 exons. The record is from RefSeq and is a predicted model, not a curated record. NCBI's taxonomy places the organism in Eukaryota, Viridiplantae, Streptophyta, Magnoliopsida, Poales, Poaceae. Gene Ontology annotation, molecular function: RNA binding; structural constituent of ribosome. The coding region runs from base 119 to 1072 and encodes 317 amino acids.